AUCGCUAUUAACCGGAUGCCCUUCCUCACCAGGGGAGGCCAUGCUGGAACCACGUAUAUCUUUGGUAAAGGAGGCGCCCUCAUCACCUACACCUGGGCUCCCAAUGAGCGACCGAGCACGCGUGCCGACCGCCUGGCCGUGGGCUUCAGCACGCUGCAGAAGGACGCCAUCUUGGUCCGCGUAGAGAGCACACACGGGCUAGGAGACUUCCUCCAGCUUCAUAUAGACCAGGGGAAGAUCGGCGUCAUCUUCAACGUGGGCACGGACGACAUCACCAUCGACGAGCCCACGGUCGUCGUUAACGACGGCAAGUACCACGUGGUGCGCUUCACCCGUAGCGGUGGCAACGCCACGCUCCAGGUGGACAACCAGCCCGUCAUCGAGCGCUACCCGCCAGGAAACUUUGAUAAUGAGCGACUGGCUAUUGCUAGGCAAAGAAUCCCAUACCGACUCGGUCGGGUAGUUGACGAGUGGCUACUCGAUAAAGGGCGGCAGCUGACCAUCUUCAACAGCCAGGCGGCCAUCAAGAUCGGGGGCAACGACAAGGGGCGCCCGUUCCAGGGCCAGAUCUCGGGCCUGUACUACAACGGGCUGCAGGUGCUGAAGCUGGCGGCGGAGAGCGACCCCAGCGUGCAGGCGGAGGGGAACCUGCGGCUGGUGGGCGACUCGCUGUCGGCCGUCACCGCCGACGCCACGGCCGCGACGCCGGUGGCCGUGUCCGACAUGUCCACCACCAUCAUGGAGACCACCACCACCAUGGCCACCACCACCACCCGGCGCCAGCGCUCGCCCAGCCUGCGGGAGAGCAUCUCUAAGAACUCAGACGACAUCCUGGUGGCAUCCGCCGAGUGCCCCAGUGACGACGAGGAUCUGGAGGAGUGUGAGCCCGGAACAGGAGGUGAACUAGUGUUGCCCAUAAUAACGGUGGACUCCCUCGAGCCGCCCUCCAUCGCCACCCGCUUCCCCGCCAUCCCCCCUCCCCCCACCCUGCUGUCCCCGCUCGACACCACCAGAGAGUCCCUGAUGGUGCCCCCCCACCCCUCCUCCUGCCCCCCCGACCAGGAGGACUGCGGUGACCCCGUGGAGGUGUCGGCCUUCGGCUCCGGCGAGAUGACCGAGUCGGACGACGAGGACUUCUACGGCAACGCCAACAACUCCCCGCUGGUCACCGACAGGACCGUCCUGCCGCCCCCUCCCGCCGCCGCCGCGGGCGCCGGCGGCGAGGGCGGAGCCGGCAAGAAACCCCGCCCCCACCACCCUCCCCGUGCUCCCACCACCCACCCCGACCAGCCGCAGCACCACAUCCCCGCGGGCAAAAUGAACACCCGAGACCAGGUGCUUCUGCCGCCCGCGCCCCCCUCCUCCAGAAACACCCCCGGACUAACCUACCCCCCCAAUUUUCCCCAUGUGCCCACAGCCGCGCCGACGGGGCCGGACGAGGAGAAGGGCCGGCCCGGGGCGGUGGAGGUGAUCAGGGAGUCCAGCAGCACCACGGGCAUGGUGGUGGGCAUCGUGGCCGCCGCCGCGCUCUGCAUCCUCAUCCUGCUCUACGCCAUGUACAAGUACCGCAACCGGGACGAGGGCUCCUACCAGGCGGAGCAGGGCCACAGCUACGUCAACAGCGGCGGCCUGGAGGGCGCCGGGGGCCCCCGCAAGGACAAGGCGGACGGCACGGCCAUGGGGCCGGUGGCGGCCGGGACGGGGACCAAGGCGACCGCCAAGGGCAAGAAGAACAAGGACAAGGAGUACUACGUGUGA
This is a messenger RNA of Gadus chalcogrammus (walleye pollock), 1758 nucleotides long. RefSeq names its product neurexin-2-beta-like. The record is from RefSeq and is a predicted model, not a curated record. The transcript is spliced from 7 exons. Lineage: Eukaryota; Metazoa; Chordata; Actinopteri; Gadiformes; Gadidae. The coding region runs from base 16 to 1758 and encodes 580 amino acids.